This is a messenger RNA of Globicephala melas (long-finned pilot whale), 2743 nucleotides long. RefSeq names its product family with sequence similarity 234 member A (gene FAM234A). Gene Ontology annotation, molecular function: protein binding. Gene Ontology annotation, cellular component: cell surface. The record is from RefSeq and is a predicted model, not a curated record. Lineage: Eukaryota; Metazoa; Chordata; Mammalia; Artiodactyla; Delphinidae.
CGGAAGUGACGCCGGGAGCAGGGCCGAGCAGCCUGGUGGCGGCGCGGGCGGCGGCGCGGGCAGCAGCUCUGGCAUCCUCGGGAGGGCGCGGCGGCGGGGAAGGACACAGGUGCGGUCAGACCUUGCAGCUCGCUGGGGUCACCUGUGGCCAAGAGGUGAGCUUGGGGGUGUGCACACGAUGACGGACAGCAAGGACUUAGAAGCCGAGAUCCACCCCCUGAAGAACGAGAACAGGAAGGUGCAGGAACAUCUGGGAAACCCAGCGGGAAAGGAAACCAGCGUGAAGCCGCCCCCGCAGUCCCGCCUCUCCCGGUGCCGGACGGUGGCCUUUUUUCUUUCGCUGUUUGUCUGCCUUUUCGUGGUGUUCGUGGUUUCCUUCAUCAUCCCAUGUCCAGACCGGCUGGCGUCACAGGGGGUGUGGAGGAUCGAUUACAAGGCAGCAGUUGCCUAUGACUUUCUGGCCACAGAAGACGUGAACAAGGACAGGAUCCAGGAUGUUCUCUUUCUUUAUAAAAACACCAACAGCAGCAGAAGCAAUUUCAGCCUCUCCUGUGCUGAUGAAGGCUUUUCCUCCCCCUGCACCUUCGUGGCCGCUGUGUCGGGGGCCAACGGCACCGUCCUCUGGGAGAGGCCCGUGGCCCAGAACAGGGCCCUUGUGGAGUGCGGUGUCCCCCAGCCGAGGGGCAGCGGGGCGUCUUCUGCCUGCAUCAUCCUCGGCAGACCUGGCCCUUUCAUUGCGGUAGACUCGGUCACAGGGGAGACCCUGUGGAGCCAUCCCAGCAGCUUCGGGGGGAACGUGUCCGUCCUGAGCCCUCUGCUCCAGGUGCCUGACAUUGAUGCUGACGGGGUCCCAGACCUGCUGGUCCUCACCCAGGAGGAGAACCAGGUCAACGGCUACGUCUAUUCAGGCGGCACGGGGCAGCAAGUCGGCCCCCCGGGCAGCCUGGGUGUGGACGGGACCAGCGGCUUCAUCCUCUAUGUCACCAGUGCAGGUGCCCACUACGUCCUCAUCCCCUGCGGCACCUCCCUCUGCAGCCACUCAGUGAAGGGCCUGUAUGAGAAGGCCACCGGGAGGGAGAGCUCGCUCAAGAGCGACCCCCUCUGGGAGGGCAGGCUCAACGCCACCUCCCACAGGCUGCAGGAGCACAGCUCGGGAGCUGUCCGCUACCUGAUGAAUGUUCCGGGGAAGGUGGGUGAGGACCUGCUUCUUGUGAGUUCCGAGGCCUGCGUGCUGCUGGACGGGCAGGAGCUGGUGCCCAGGUGGACCCUCGGUGCAGCCCAGGUCCUGAGAAAACCCAUCCUCGGCUACUACAAACCCGACACCCCAGCCAUGGUCAUUGAGAACGGGACCGGCUCCGAGAGACAGAUCCUGCUGCUGGACCUCAGCUCCGGGGCUGUCCUGUGGAGCCAGGCUCUCCCAGGCCUCCCCAGGGACCCGCGGUCCGCCAGCCUUCCCACCGCAGACCACCGCUCCGCCUUCUUCUUCUGGGGCCUCCACGAGCUGGCUGGUGCCAACCAGACGGAGCCCGGAGCCGCCGGGCACCGCCUGUACAUGUUCCACCCCACGCAGCCCGGAGUCCUGCUGGAGCUGGCCAACAUCUCCACCCCUAUUGUCACCUUCCAGGGUGAGUGCGCCCCGCAUGGGCCCAGGCUGCCGGCCAUGGGAGGCCUGUGCUGGCUGGUCCCGGGACCUGAUGGCCAUGUCCCCACAGUGGUUCUGCUUGAGCCGAGCCGCCACGCUGCCUACAUUCUCCUGACGGGCCCGGCCAGCCCGGAUCCACCCGGCCUGGUCUCUGUGGCCAAACACAAGGUGCGGGACCUCAUCCCGAGCAGCAAGGUAGUCCGCCUGGCUGAGGGUGGCCCCGACAGCGACCAGGCCGUCAGGGACCGGUUCUCUCGCCUACGGUACCGGAACGAGGCCUAGACGUGGUUUGGCCAGAGCCCGAAGCGGAGGUGGCUGCUGAAAUUUCACAUCCUGGGAAGUCAGCCCUUCACUGGCUCGGUCUGCACGCCGACUCCCGACCUGGUGACCUGGCGACGCUCUCCACUGGGCCCGUUACCCCAGGGACGUGCCAGGGCCUCUCCCCUCUCCCGCCAGCAUGCCAGGUCCUCACUCAGGUCCCCACUCCGAGCCCCACCCAGGUCUCCCUGGGCAGAGCCUGUGCUGGCAGCAGCUCACCCUCACUCCUCCAUGCCUGGCCAGAGCCUUGGCUGCAGAAUCCCCUCCCUCUUUCUGUCUGAGCCUUGCCUUCUCUGCACUGUCUCCCUGGGGUCGUGGAGCUCAGAGGGUGGUGGGCCCUGGUGGCUUGACGCAGGCCCACACCCUGGUGUGGUUGGUGGUAACUCGCCCUGGAGAGCCCAUGACAGGGCCCAUGAGGAAUGGGUCCUGGGAGGAUGUGACGGAUGGGCUGCCUUGAGCUGUGAGUGUCCCGAGGACCUGGCCCCAGGAUGUGCCCUGGGGUCAGCGUGCACCCCUGGGUACACACUGGAGCUCCUUGUCCCUCAGGGAUCCCUGCACCCCUGGGUGUGGCCAGCGGCCCCUCCUUCCUGGUGCUUGGACACCCCCCCACAGUCGGUGUCACCUGAUGCAAGACUCACCUCUGUGCCUUGGUCACCCCAGACCCGCCUGGUGCUGUGGGACUCAGCCGUGCCCGGACAAAAGCAAGCAGCCUGAUGACCGCGGGUGCCUCGGGAAGAAAUCAGAAUAAACACUGGUUUUGCACUGUCUGGAAAGCCCCAUGUG